AUCAGUGGUUCAGGGCAUGACAUUUCGGGUAGUAAACGUUGUUUGGGUCAGAGGGUGUUGCCAAACAACCACCUACACUAAUUUCGUGCUUUCGCCCAGACCACUAGCUACCAGUGCUCCGACAUUAUAACUUAUGGACCUUCGACUAUUGCUCACAUGAAUCCAUCAGAAUCAAAGAACAAACAGAAUCCGUGGUCAUUUAAUCACCGUACUCGAGCUCAUUAUGCAUUCGACUCUGGAUCUGACUCUGAAUCCGAGGCCGAAAUUAACUCUAAAGUCAAUAUUCCUUCCGACGACACUAGACUCAUUCAAGAGCUCGAUAUCUCUUUGCGGCACGAGACCGUGGAGUACAAACCCAACCCAUGGAGUAUUGCGCGUAUUAAUGCUGUCAGUCGUCUCCCGAAUAAGGAACCCCCCAAGCAGGCUAUCUCAGAGGACAUACGACAAAAAUCACAGCCACGGGCACCACGGGGUCGAAUUGUGGAUGCAUUCAAAGUUCAGGCAGAGCGCAAGCCGCGUCGCGUACCCCCUCCUUUGAAGGCACCCAAGGUUACAAAGCCCAAGUCGAAUAUGCCUCAGGUCUCUCGGGAGCACCAAGUUUGUUCACACAUCCGGAGAAUGAGUAGCCCUGGACCAGGGGACUACUCGCAGCACGAUAAUGCAUUGUUUCUCGCCAGUGGGUUCCAAACCAGACCUUCGGACAUGCCUGCUACCUUGUUGUCCAACGCUCCCCAGGGGGACUUCCACGAUCAGCGAGUCCAACCUCAUCCGGGUGUCCCAAUUCUACCCUGCACUACAGAUAGCGAGCGCGGCAACAUUCAAAUGAGUCACGAGGCACUCUUACAACGAAGCGAAGCGCAUAUAUCCACCCCCGACAUGAGUCUGUUGCCACAAUCACGAUAUGACGUGCGAUUCAUGUCUAUGUCAUCUCCGCUCACCAGCCGUGACUAUCCAGUGAAUGUUUCACACCUUCGACCAGGAGGCUAUCAAUCUUCUCCGCCAAGACCUUUCCAUAGAAAUAUCAAUACUCCUCAGAGAGUGCUUCCGUGUAACCAAUCCUCCUCACAAUUUCGCCGUGGCAUACAUCUUACUGGUAAUCGUGAGUACCUCGGUGCGCUUGCGUAAUAUAUGAUGGACGUUUUCUGCAACUCCGCAGAGCGUUUUCAAGCGUUGUCUGCAUCGCCCGUUCCCCAUGUUCCAGCGGUGAGGUCCUGCCGCGCAUUGCCACCUGCGAUGGUUGAAGGAGAGCCUCCGUCAAUGCCGCAGUGGCUGGCCUCCACCAUUCACAGCUCCCUCAACCCCCCACUAGCUCAAGCAG
This is a messenger RNA of Suillus fuscotomentosus, 1318 nucleotides long. RefSeq lists its product as uncharacterized. The record is from RefSeq and is a predicted model, not a curated record. The transcript has a single exon. Bases 157 to 1125 code for a protein of 322 amino acids. NCBI's taxonomy places the organism in Eukaryota, Fungi, Basidiomycota, Agaricomycetes, Boletales, Suillaceae.